Bipolaris maydis ATCC 48331 is the source of this 1560-nucleotide messenger RNA. RefSeq names its product ammonium transporter AmtB-like domain-containing protein. Gene Ontology annotation, molecular function: ammonium channel activity. Gene Ontology annotation, cellular component: plasma membrane. The record is from RefSeq and is a predicted model, not a curated record. NCBI's taxonomy places the organism in Eukaryota, Fungi, Ascomycota, Dothideomycetes, Pleosporales, Pleosporaceae. Gene Ontology annotation, biological process: ammonium transmembrane transport.
AUGGAUCCAGUCACAUCGGGAUUGGACCCCACGGUUCCUCUUGAGACGUUCGCCAACACCAGUAUCCCUACCGGCGGCGACUCACGGUUGUACAACCUCAAUGUCUUCUACAAUGCCGGCGAUAUCGCAUGGAUGAUUACUUCGACUGCACUCGUGCUGCUUAUGAUUCCGGGCGUAGGCUUCUUCUACUCCGGCCUCGCACGCCGAAAAUCCGCCUUAUCUCUCCUAUGGCUCUCCAUCAUGGCCACAGCCGUCGUCUCCUUCCAAUGGUUCUUCUGGGGCUACUCGCUCGCCUUCUCGCACAAAGCCGGUCGCUACAUCGGCGCGCUGGACAACUUUGGUCUCAUGAACGUCCUCGGCGCCCCCUCAGUCGGUAGCCCGCGUAUCCCCGAUUUACUCUUUGCCGUCUACCAAGGCAUGUUUGCUGCUAUCACUGUCGCCCUCGCUGUAGGCGCCGUCGCAGAACGCGGCCGCAUGCUCCCUUGCAUCAUCUACAUGUUCAUCUGGACAACCAUCAUCUACGACCCCAUCGCCUGCUGGACAUGGAACUCCUCAGGCUGGGUCUUCAACCUCGGCGGCCUCGACUUCGCCGGCGGAACACCCGUGCAUAUCGCAUCUGGAUGCGCCGCUCUAGGCUACUCGUACAUGCUCGGCAAGCGCAGCGGACACGGGACCCAGGAGCUCAACUAUCGCCCGCACAACGUCACCCACAUUGUUAUCGGCACUGUUUUCCUGUGGGUGGGCUGGUUCGGGUUCAAUGCGGGUUCCGCCUUGUCUGCUAAUCUGCGGGCUAUCAUGGCGGCUGUGUGCACGAAUUUGGCAGCGUGUGUUGGGGGCAUUACUUGGUGUCUGGUUGACUACCGUCUCGAGCGCAAGUGGUCCACCGUUGGCUUCUGCUCUGGCGUCAUUGCAGGGCUCGUCUGCAUUACCCCUGGCUCUGGAUACGUGCCUGCUUGGGCGGCCGUCGUGUUUGGUGUCUGCGGCGGUAUUGCUUGCAACUACGCCACCAAGCUCAAGUACUUCUUGCGCUGUGACGAUGCUCUGGAUAUCUUUGCCGUACACGGCGUCGGUGGCUUCGUUGGAAAUAUCCUAACUGCCUUUUUCGCUGCAGACUACAUUGCCCACCUCGACGGCUACACCGUCAUCAAGGGCGGCUGGCUAAACCAGCACUGGAUCCAACUUGGCUACCAACUCGCAGACUCCUUCUCCGGCGGCGCCUACUCCUUCGUCGGCACCUGCCUCAUCCUCGGCAUCCUGGAUUUCCUCGGCCGUUAUAUCCCCGCCCUACGUCUGCGCGCAACCGAAGAAGAAGAAGCCGCUGGUAUCGACGACGUUGAAAUCGGAGAGUUUGCUUACGACUACGUCGAGCUCACCCGCGAAAUCAAAGUCCCAGACGAUGACAGCGACGACCGCGACGACAUCAUGGACGAAGGCGUCUCGAUGCAAGGCCUUGAGGGCCGUGGCGCUGGAAUGCCCGUAUCCAAUCAUCACCAUGAGAAGAAUCAGGAAUCUGUUGAUUCUUCGAAUCAGCAGCUUGCUGAAUGGGCGCAUGGCCAUUGA